AUGGGCAAAGGGACGCACGUUUCCAUGUUCUUCGUCGUCAUGAAAGGAGACUACGACGCCCUACUCAAAUGGCCGUUCGAUCAAAAGGUGACGAUGCUGCUGCUCGACCAGGACAACGGAAAGUUCACGCUCUCGGACAGCUUCAAACCGGACACUCGAAGCAGCAGCUUCAAAAGACCGACCGGCGACAUGAACAUAGCUUCCGGAUGCCCUCUCUUCGUUUCUCAGGACAUCCUGAAAAAUCCCGUUUACGUCAAAGACGACACCAUGUUUCUGAAGAUGAUCGUCGACACGACAGGUCUGUACGUUUGA
Anneissia japonica is the source of this 312-nucleotide messenger RNA. Its product is annotated as TNF receptor-associated factor 3-like. The transcript has a single exon. NCBI's taxonomy places the organism in Eukaryota, Metazoa, Echinodermata, Crinoidea, Comatulida, Comatulidae. Gene Ontology annotation, cellular component: plasma membrane signaling receptor complex. The record is from RefSeq and is a predicted model, not a curated record. The coding region runs from base 1 to 312 and encodes 103 amino acids. Gene Ontology annotation, molecular function: protein binding. Gene Ontology annotation, biological process: regulation of canonical NF-kappaB signal transduction; tumor necrosis factor-mediated signaling pathway; positive regulation of JNK cascade.